AGCGGUCGCGCGGAAACCCUCCCACUGUCUCUGUGCGCGCUCCCACGGACAGCAGUCGCGCUCACGACAUAACAGGAAAUCAGUUACGCUACUAGCGAGCGACGUGAAGAAGCAAAAACUUGUGGGCUAACUCCGCUUACAAAACUUCAGAGUUCAGACUGGUUUACAAAGAGAUCUGAAGGAUGUCGUCAGGUGCUCUCUUUCCAAGCUUGGUGAGUGGCUCCAGGGGAAGCUCCAGUAAGUACCUGGUGGAGUUUCGUGCUGGUAAAAUGACCCUGAAGGGGAAUGUGGUGACACCAGACAAACGCAAGGGCAUGGUGUACAUCCAGCAGUCCGACGACUCCCUGAUUCACUUCUGCUGGAAGGACAGGACAACUGGGAAUGUCGAUGAUGAUCUGAUCAUCUUCCCUGAUGACUGUGAAUUCAAGAGGGUUAACCAGUGCACCACCGGACGUGUCUACGUGCUGAAGUUUAAAGCUGGCUCCAAGAGACUGUUCUUCUGGAUGCAGGAGCCAAAGACGGACAAGGAUGAGGAAUACUGUCGUAAGGUGAACGAGUACCUGAACAACCCCCCCAUUCCUGGAGCACCAGGCAGUGGGGGUGGCAGCGGCCAUGAACUCUCUGCCCUCGGAGGAGAGGGAGGUCUGCAAAACCUGCUGGGAAAUAUGAGCCACAACCAGCUGAUGCAGCUGAUUGGACCAACAGGACUCGGAGGACUGGGCCUGGGAGCUCUAGCUGGACCAGGACUUGCCAACUUGCUGGGCAGCGGAGGACCAGCCACAAGCAGCUCCUCAUCCAGCUCUCGUAGCCAAUCAGCAGCAGCUACUCCUUCAUCAGGCGGAGCCCCCAGACUGAGCUCCUCUCAGGCCCCCACCACCCCUGUGACCCCUGCUGCCUCAGCUGUGUCACCUACUGGUGUUGCUCCCUCUACACCAGCCUCAGCUCAGACUCCUCUGGCCCCGGCCUCAGUUGGAAGUCCUGCCCCCCACCAGCCCAUCCAGCUCAGUGACCUUCAGAGCAUCCUCGCCACCAUGAAUGUCCCAGCGGCAGCUGCUCAAGGAUCAGCAGUGGAUCUAGCGAGUGUUUGCACUCCGGAGAUGAUGGCUCCCAUCCUGACCAAUGCUGAGGUCCAGCAGAGGCUCCUGCCCUUCCUUCCCAGUGGAGAGAGUUUACCUCAGAGCGCAGAGGAGAUCCAGAACACACUCAACUCACCUCAGUUCCAGCAGUCGAUGAGUAUGUUCAGCAGUGCCUUGGCUUCCGGGCAGCUCGGUCCUCUCAUGAGUCAGUUUGGUCUGCCGGCAGAGGCUGUGGACGCCGCCAACAGAGGAGAUGUGGAGGCGUUUGCCAGAGCCAUGCAGGGCAGCAAAGGAGACUCCAAAGAGAAGAAAGAGGACGACGAGGACAUGAGUCUGGAUUAGAGCUCAACCCGCCGAGCCUCACCUGACUCUGUGAUUCCUUCCUCUCCUCUACACUUCAGUACUUUUUCUUUACCUCCCUCUCUUCAGUGUUGUCUUGUACUUUUCUACACCAAAGGCAACACUCUGCUCCUACUCAGGAUGAUCACCAUAGAACCAGCAGAGCUGUAAAGAGACAAGUUAGGACAGUUUUUCCACUGUGACCAACAUGUAAACUGACCUGUUUAUCAGCAGCUGUUUUCUUCAAUUGACCAUUAGUUUUACUCUGAAAAGAGAGAGGCAGUUUUAUAAAAACACAGGGGAAUUGUUGUGGGACUAAGCCUUAAGUUUGAUUUUGUUUUCUUUCUGUAUUUCUGUUCUUACACCAGAUUUGCUGAUUUACUCUUCAUAAUAAAAAUAAUCACUGGCAAAGAACAA
Lates calcarifer (barramundi perch) is the source of this 1832-nucleotide messenger RNA. It is a transcript of the gene adrm1, whose product is annotated as ADRM1 26S proteasome ubiquitin receptor. The coding region runs from base 183 to 1418 and encodes 411 amino acids. Gene Ontology annotation, biological process: ubiquitin-dependent protein catabolic process. NCBI's taxonomy places the organism in Eukaryota, Metazoa, Chordata, Actinopteri, Centropomidae. Gene Ontology annotation, molecular function: ubiquitin binding; endopeptidase activator activity; proteasome binding. Gene Ontology annotation, cellular component: proteasome regulatory particle, lid subcomplex; nucleus; cytoplasm. The transcript is spliced from 10 exons. The record is from RefSeq and is a predicted model, not a curated record.